Messenger RNA from Halteromyces radiatus, 1179 nucleotides. RefSeq names its product Brix domain-containing protein. Lineage: Eukaryota; Fungi; Mucoromycota; Mucoromycetes; Mucorales; Cunninghamellaceae. The coding region runs from base 34 to 1179 and encodes 381 amino acids. Gene Ontology annotation, cellular component: preribosome, large subunit precursor. The transcript has 5 exons. Gene Ontology annotation, molecular function: rRNA binding. The record is from RefSeq and is a predicted model, not a curated record. Gene Ontology annotation, biological process: ribosomal large subunit assembly; rRNA processing.
CUAAUUUUACUUUUUUUUCUUUUAUAUUCCAUUAUGGCAGGAAAAAGAAAGAGAAAAAACAAGACACACAAGGCACCUACUGAAGAAGAUUACCUCAAAGUCCCCAAGAGUUUUGUUAUUCGAUCAGGCAUUGUUGGAAACUCGAUCACUGCUUUAGUACGUGAUGUUCGUCGAGUCAUGGAACCAAAUACAGCCAGCCAUUUGAAGGAACGACGAACCAAUAGAUUGAAGGAUUUUGUCGCAGUAGCAGGUCAAUUAGGCGUUACAAACUUUAUGAUCUUUAGUCGAACAGAAAAGAAUACCAACCUCCGUAUUUGUCGUGUUCCUCGUGGUCCUACUUUAUCUUUUCGUAUUCAUGAAUAUUCUUUAGCAAAAGAUUGUUUGGCUUUACAAAAGAACCCUCAUACAAAUGACAGUGAUUAUCACCAUAGUCCUUUAUUGGUGCUCAACAAUUUUAAACAAGAAGGAAAGGAAUUUAAGGUGAUGACCGCCAUGUUACAAAAUAUGUUCCCACCUCUGGAUGUCCAAACGAUGCAAUUGAAUCAAGUCAAGCGUGUGUUACUGUAUAACUAUAAUGAAGAUACCGGAAUGAUCGACUUUCGUCAUUACAGUAUUGGUGUGAAAGCCACAGGGAUCAGCAAGUCAAUCAAACGGGUAGUGACAACACAUGUACCAAACUUGGGUGAUUUUGAAGAUAUCUCUGAUUAUGUAUUGAAGGAAGCUGUCAUUUCUGAAAGUGAUGUAGAAGAUGGACCAGAAUCUACGGUGACACUUGCUCAAGAUUAUUCGGGACGUAACAAUCGGAAGAAUGACCAACGGGCGGUACGACUUCAUGAAUUAGGACCUCGGAUGACAUUACAAUUGAUCAAGGUAGAAAAUGGACUUUGUGGUGGUGAAGUAUUAUAUCAUCGCUUCAUCAAGAAAACACCUGAAGAAAUCAAGGAGAAUGAACGGAAGCGACAAAAACUAUUGGCUGAAAAGGCUCAACGACGGGACAUACAAAAGGCCAACGUGGAACGCAAACAGUUGGAAAAGGAAGAACAUCGACGACGUACUGGUGCUCCUGAUGCUCAAUCAAGCAAACAAGAUGAUAAUGAGGAAGAUUUGCUUGGACAACAGAUGGAUCUGGAUGACGAUGAUCAGGAUAACGACGAUGAUGACGACGAUGACGACAACUAG